AGCCGCAUACGAUAACUCAGUAUCACUCAAUCCAGGCAGCGAUAUAGCAGCGUUUUAAAGCUUAAAGAUGUCUCGCGAAUAUCCUAAGGUCUGGGGAAAAUUCGAACGAAAUGUUGAGGGAAAGGCUCUACAGUUUGUAAUUGAGGAUGUCCCUAAAGCAAUGUGGGAUACAGCAGUGGAGUUUAUGCUCGGUAAUUACAUUGAAGAGGACGUUUGGUGGUCGACAGCUGGGACUGCACAAGAUCCAGACGCGAUUCAGGAGUACCGUGUUCUGUGGCAGUCUAUAAUUAAGCAGAAAAUGAGUCUGGCAUGUUUUCUUGUUGGGGAAAAUGACGAGAAAACUUUGGUGGGCGUCAACAUGUGCAUGCUGCAGGAAAAGGACAAAUUUGUCGAACAUAAACCGCCAAAAACAAAAGCAGGUCUGCUGUCGCUACGAAUGUUUGCCGAAGCUAUGAAGGUGAAUGCAAUUUAUGACAAAUACAAUGUUGCCUCAUACCUCAUGGGAGCUGGGCUCUCCACAGCCCCAGAGUACAGGCGCCUUGGUAUUUCUGUUGAACUACUCAAGUGUAGAAUGAUGCUUGCAAAGGCAAUCGAUCAGACUGUAACCGGAGGUAUAUUCACAAGUAUAUCAGCGCAAAAGGCAGCGGAAAAGGCUGGGAUGGAAUGUCUAUACGAAACCUCGUAUAAGGAGUUCGGGGUACAGUGCGAAAUCGAUUUUAACACUGACACCGAGUACUUGAAGAUUUUCGCCAAGAGAAUCGAAUAAAGAAACGUAAAGGAAAAUCUUCGAGGCUUUUAGUAUUCAGUUUACGACGUCAUAAUAAUACAGAUUGUAAACGCACUUAAAGAUGUUUUUGGACAUUGUAUAUCUUAUGUCUUGUAAUUUGAUAUAAAUAUAAACCUUUUUACUAA
Messenger RNA from Pieris rapae (cabbage white), 912 nucleotides. RefSeq lists its product as uncharacterized. NCBI's taxonomy places the organism in Eukaryota, Metazoa, Arthropoda, Insecta, Lepidoptera, Pieridae. The coding region runs from base 68 to 766 and encodes 232 amino acids. The record is from RefSeq and is a predicted model, not a curated record. The transcript is spliced from 4 exons. Gene Ontology annotation, molecular function: N-acetyltransferase activity.